Coprinopsis cinerea okayama7#130 is the source of this 777-nucleotide messenger RNA. RefSeq lists its product as hypothetical. The coding region runs from base 1 to 777 and encodes 258 amino acids. The record is from RefSeq and is a predicted model, not a curated record. The transcript has 2 exons. NCBI's taxonomy places the organism in Eukaryota, Fungi, Basidiomycota, Agaricomycetes, Agaricales, Psathyrellaceae.
AUGUGGAUUUGCAUUGCUUCUGGCGGGCGUAACCACAAAAUCCUCGUUGACAGUUCAAAUUCCAGGGUCCUUGAUCUUCGAAGAAGGACACACUACAGCACCGUGGGGGUCUUUGCGGUCGCAUUAACGUCAUCUGGCCAGCCGACUCGUGUCGACUGGCAAACCGUCAAACGGUUUACACUUUUCACCGACCUUGUCGAGCUGAAGCUAGUGCUCCCAGAGCCCUCGACUGAGCCCCCGGAACCACUUCUCGGCAUCUCUCUCGCCUUCCCUGCCCUCACGAGGGUCACGUUAUGGUACGAGGGAACCGAUUCCCUGAUGCACCUCGUACGCAACCUCAAGGCACCCGCCUUGGUUGAAAUGGCCUUGGUACAGGAACCCGUCGCUCCCGGAUUCAUGGGCGACGGCAACAACUCACUUCGAGACGACGAGCUUCUGCGCAUCUUCCAAGUCACAGGUCGCCAAAUGCGCAGCUUCUCAUACCAGGCCAUCGAGAACGAGACCUCCAACAACAUGAAUGAAGUCGAAUCGCCCAACCUCACGAUCCGCGGGUUCAGUAUCGCAAUUCGACACUGUCCUCGACUGAAGAACCUCGAGCUUUCUUGCAACUUGGGCACCAUCUUGACAAAUGAUGGGGUGCUUCACAAUAACCUGAAGCUUUGGUCACUGAGGAACAAAGCUGAUACCCUCAGUCUUGAAUUUGGUGCUCUCCGUAAGUGGGCACUCACCGCCUUCCCCAAGGCGACCCUAAGACUUCUCAAUGCUUCGAACACUUGA